AUGGCUCCUAUCUCCACCGCUAAAGAAGACGCUACUGCUGACUUGGACAGUGCAAUUGCCAAAUUGGCCUCUUUGAAGGUUAUUGGCGCAAAAGAGUUCAAGAAAACUGUGAAAACAGGAUCCAGUGCCUCUUGGGUUGAAAAAUUGCCAGCGCCGGCCAGGGCCAGAUAUGAAAAGUACGGAAUUGACUUGUCCAAGGGUUAUCCAAAAGUGCCAGAAAUCAGCCAAAUUCCAAAGUUCGUGGAUGAGGCAUUUGCUCUUAGAAAUGAGGAAUACCCUUACAUCGAGAGGGGUAAGAACGCUGAUCCAGAGAAAAAGGCUUUGUUCGGUGCAGCUAAGGAGGUCCGGAACCUUACCAAGCACAUUGGAACUGAGAUUGUCGGUUUGCAAUUGGCCGACUUGAACGACAAGCAAAAGGAUGAGUUGGCCCUUUUGAUUGCCGAACGUGUGGUUGUGUUUUUCCGUGACCAGGACUUGUCUCCUCAAAAGCAGUUGGAGCUCGGUAAAUACUGGGGUCAGGUUGAAGUUCAUGCGCAAGUUCCAAGAGUGCCGGACACUAAGGACGGCGAGGCUUUGCCUGGUAUCACCGUGAUUUGGCAAGACUACGCUCGUGAGUUUUAUGGAAUUCCAUUAACUUACAAGAACAGUAUUGGUGGAACCGCCCAAUGGCACACCGAUUUGGUGCACGAGUUCCAACCUGCUGGUAUCACCCACCUUCACAACGAUACUAUUCCUGAGGUUGGUGGAGACACUGUUUGGGCUUCCGGAUACGCUGCCUAUGACAAGUUGUCACCAGCUUUCCAAAAGUUCUUGGAUGGCAAGACUGCCAUUUACCGCUCGGCUCACCUGUACUUGGACAGAGAGAACCCAUUGAAUGGGCCCAAGCAUAUUGAGAGAGAACAUCCUUUGGUUAGAACCCACCCAGCCACUGGCUGGAAGUAUUUGUUUGUCAACAGAGCAAUGACUGUUCGUAUUGUUGGCUUGCAACCCAAGGAAUCCGAGUUGAUUUUGGAGUACUUGUUCGGAUUGUUCGAGCGCAACUUGGACAUCCAGGUCAGAUGGAACUGGAAGUCCAAGCCAGGUUACGGUACUUCUGCGAUUUGGGACAACAGAAUCUCUCAGCACAACGCUGUUUGGGACCACGAGGGCUUGGAACCAAGACACGGUACUCGUGUCACUGCAUUGGCGGAAGUUCCUUACUUUGACCCAUCUUCCAAGUCUCAAAGAGAAGCUUUGGGAUUGUCUUUGGACUAG
This is a messenger RNA of Clavispora lusitaniae ATCC 42720, 1254 nucleotides long. RefSeq names its product TauD/TfdA dioxygenase family protein. The record is from RefSeq and is a predicted model, not a curated record. Gene Ontology annotation, cellular component: cytoplasm. Lineage: Eukaryota; Fungi; Ascomycota; Pichiomycetes; Serinales; Metschnikowiaceae. Gene Ontology annotation, molecular function: 2-oxoglutarate-dependent dioxygenase activity.